Molecule: messenger RNA, 3141 nt
Organism: Maylandia zebra (zebra mbuna)
Lineage: Eukaryota; Metazoa; Chordata; Actinopteri; Cichliformes; Cichlidae
Source: RefSeq, a predicted model, not a curated record
AUGAUGCUGAGCUACUACUACUACUACUACUACUACUACUACAAUGGACAUUAUUAUGAUGCUGGUGUCAUCUGUUCAGGAAAUGAAAGUUCUCUAACUGACUGUCAACACAGUGGAUUUGGAUCAAAUGGAUGUGAACAUGGUCAGGAUGCUGCUGUCAUCUGUUCAGCUGUGUCCAUCAUUUUAACUGGAUCUGGAUCGACUCGAUGUUCUGGAAGAGUUGAAGUUUACCACAAUAACAGCUGGGGAACAGUCUGUGAUGAUGGCUGGGACUUAAAUGAUGCUCAGGUGGUUUGCAGACAGUUAAACUGUGGGUCGGCACUGGAAGUUCCUCAUUCAGCUCACUUUGGUGCAGGAACUGGACAGAUCUGGCUUGACAAUGUGACCUGUUCAGGAAAUGAAAGUUCUUUGACUGAGUGUCAGCACAGUGGAUUUGGAUCAAACAGCUGUGUACGUGGUCAGGAUGCUGCUGUCAUCUGUUCAGAUCUGAUUAGAUUAGCUGGUUCUGGAUCAUCUCGAUGCUCUGGCAGAGUUGAAGUUUAUCAUGAUAAUGUCUGGGGAACAGUUUCUGAUCAUAACUGGGUCUUAAACGAUGCUGAGGUGGUUUGCAGAGAGAUAAACUGUGGGUCUGCACUAGAAGCUACUCCAUCAUCUAAAUUUGGUGCAGGAACUGGACAGGUCUGGCUCAGUGGUGUGAGCUGUUCAGGAAGUGAAAGUUCUGUAACUGAAUGUCAACACUCUGGAUGGGGAAACUUCUACAACUACUACUACAGUUUACAUUCAUAUGAUGUUGGUGUCAUCUGUUCAGGUGUGAUCAGAUUAACUGGAUCUGGAUCGACUCGAUGUUCUGGCAGAGUUGAAGUUUAUCACAGUAACAGCUGGGGAACAGUCUGUGAUGAUGGCUGGGACUUAAAUGAUGCUGAGGUGGUUUGCAGACAGAUAAACUGUGGGUCGGCACUGGAAGUUCCUCAAUCAGCUCACUUUGGUGCAGGAACUGGACAGAUUUGGCUCGGUGAUGUGAGCUGUUCAGGAAAUGAAAGUUCUCUAACUGAGUGUCAGCACAGUGCAUUUGGACCAAACAGAUGUGAACAUGGUCAGGAUGCUGCUGUCAUCUGUUCAGCUGGUUCUGGAUCGAGCCGAUGUUCUGGCAGAGUUGAAAUCUUUCACAAUAACGUCUGGGGAACUGUCUCUGAUUACAACUGGGACCUAAAUGAUGCUGAGGUGGUUUGCAGACAGUUAAACUGUGGGUCUGCACUACAAGCUCCUCGAACAGCUUACUUUGGUGCAGGAACUGGACAGAUUUGGCUCAGUGGUGUGAGCUGUUCAGGAAAUGAAAGUUCUCUAACUGAAUGUCAACACUCUGGAUGGGGAAACUACUACUACUACUACUACAAUAGACAUUAUUAUGAUGCUGGUGUCAUCUGUUCAGGAAAUGAAAGUUCUCUAACUGAGUGUCAACACAGUGAAUUUGGAUCAAACAGAUGUGAACAUGGUCAGGAUGCUGCUGUCAUCUGUUCAGGUAUUUCUCCAAGUCCAACAAACCCUCCUGAGCCAGUGAAGUUUAUUAUAGACUUGAACUUGCUCUUCCCAAGAUCCAGUCUACCCCCAAAUUUCAUUGAUCUAUUCAGAGGCUAUGUGAGAAAUGUGUCCUUCCCCCAAACCAUCACUGAGUCUUUAAUACUAGAAGACUUGAACUUCACCACAUGGUGCUAUCCAAACUCCACUGGAGGACUGCAGUGUCAAUGUGAGGACCAGUUUGCCUGGUCAUGUGACAAAUGUGGCCUAUACGGUGCAUGCAGUAAUGUCACCUCCCAAACCUGUGAAUGCAUCAAAGGGCUUCCUCCUGGUGGAGAGUUCUGUGAACCAAUCACAAGUAUCUCUCCAUGUCCAACAACAACUCCUGCACCAAUGGACUUUGAUAUAGUCCUUGAAUUACACAUCCCAACAUCCAGUGUGGCCCCAGAUUUCAGUGAUGUACUCAGACACAUUGUGAGAAAUGUCUCCCUAAACCAAAUCAUCACUGAGUCUUUAACACUGAAAAACCUGACCUUCACCACAUGGUGCUAUCCAAACUCCACUGGAGGGCAGCAGUGUCAGUGUGAGGACCAGUUUGCUUGGUCAUGUGACAAGUGUGAAGUAUACGGUGCCUGUAGUGAUGUCAUCUCCCCAAUAUGUGGGUGCAUAAAAGGACUUCCUUCUACUGGAGAGUUCUGUGAACCAAUCACAGAUGUUUCUUCAUGUCCAACAACAACUCCUGUCAUAACACCAUCAACAACAUUAACUACAGCAACAACCGAGCCAGUGGAGUUUAAUAUAGACUUGAACUUGCUCUUCCCAAUAUCCAGUCUGCCCCCAAAUUUCAUUGAUCUAUUCAGAGGCUAUGUGAGAAAUGUGUCCUUUCCCCAAAACAUCACUGGGUCUUUAAUAAUAGAAGACUUGAACUUCACCACAUGGUGCUAUCCAAACUCCACUGGAGGACAGCAGUGUCAAUGUGAGGACCAGUUUGCCUGGUCAUGUGAGAAGUGUGGCCGAUACGGUGCAUGCAGUAAUGUCACCUCCCAAACCUGUGAAUGCAUCAAAGGGCUUCCUCCUGGUGGAGAGUUCUGUGAACCAAUUGCAAAUAUUUCUCCAUGUCCAACAACAACUCCAGCCAUAACACCAUCAACACCAGAAACUACAGCAACAAACGUCACAACACCAGUAAUAACAAUGCCUACUACAACAUAUGAGCCAGUGGAGUUUAAUAUAGACUUGAACUUGCUCUUCCCAAUAUCCAGUCUGCCCCCAAAUUUCAUUGAUCUAUUCAGAGGCUAUGUGAGAAAUGUGUCCUUUCCCCAAAACAUCACUGGGUCUUUAAUAAUAGAAGACUUGAACUUCACCACAUGGUGCUAUCCAAACUCCACUGGAGGACUGCAGUGUCAAUGUGAGGACCAGUUUGCCUGGUCAUGUGAGAAGUGUGGCCGAUACGGUGCAUGCAAUAAUGUCACCUCUCACACCUGUGAAUGCAUCAAAGGGCUUCCUCCUGGUGGAGAGUUCUGUGAACCAAUCGCAAAUAUUUCUCCAUGUCCAACAACAACUCCAGCCAUAACACCAUCAACACCAGAAACUACAGCAACAAACGGUAUGGUGUUUGAAAUGUAA